Molecule: messenger RNA, 2077 nt
Organism: Marasmius oreades (fairy-ring Marasmius)
Lineage: Eukaryota; Fungi; Basidiomycota; Agaricomycetes; Agaricales; Marasmiaceae
Exons: 9
Coding region: 47-1966 (639 amino acids)
Biological process (GO): protein import into peroxisome matrix, docking
Cellular component (GO): cytosol; peroxisomal membrane
Molecular function (GO): protein binding
Source: RefSeq, a predicted model, not a curated record
CAAUGCUGAAUCAUAGAAUUUCUGCUUCUUACUUCUCAACCACAACAUGUCCUUUCAAACCCUCAUCUCAGGCGCGGAAUGCUCUACCGUAUCGAACCCUCUUUCUCAAGUCUUGAAACAUACCGAGGGGGAUCGCAGUUUACAACAGGAUAGAAUCGCUGGACCGUCAUCGUCACGGCUUCAACAUCUUCCCGGUUCUUCCACUGCAACAGCGAGUCAACAAGAUCUUGCCCUUGCUCGCCAAUUCUUCGAAUCGAACAAUGUAGGGCCCGGCCUUCAGCACCCCUUCUCACCGCCACCAGAACUCGCGUAUGAAAUGCGAGGGUUCUCGGCGCCAGUCAACGAUGCAUGGGUGGCAGAGCAACAGCAUCAGAUGCGGGCCUUCCAGGCAAGCAGCCCGCAAUCUCAGUGGGCAGCGGAGUUUGGUGGCUCGACCACGGUGCAAAAUAGUACAAUAGCUACCGCGGUGCCUGCUAGCCCUGAUCCACAACACGCAGCUAUGUAUAUGCAACGGCCGGGUAUACAAGAUGGUUUUACUUUUCGAAACUCGUUUGUUGGUCAACCGAUGAUGGAGAAUUACAACAGUCAUUUCCUUUUGGACAAGGGCAAGGGGAAAGGUCGCGAAGCAGAUUUUGAAGCAGCCUUCGAUCAAUACGCUGCCUCUCUAAAUCCGAUCCAGAAAGUAUCUGAGAAUUCUAGAAUAGUCGAACUAUCGGAUGAAGUCAACGAAAUCCAAGAGGCUUUAAAGGCUACGAACCUGGAGGACGGUGGGGUUUUGGGUGAUGAUUUUCGCAAAGUUUGGGAUAAUCUACAGAACUCAGAAGCUCCUCCUCCUCAAGAAGAACUAGCAAAGUGGGAAGCGGAGUUCAACCAAUUAAUGAACGCAAAACGCGACGAGCUGGAUUAUGAUUAUGGGCGGUCCAUGCAAGAGGCAUGGGAAAACGGUGGAAGUUUUCCUGAGACUGUCGUAGAUAAACCUCUUCAAUUCGACAAGGAUGGUCUGCCCAUCUUGGAUCCGUACAAGUUCGAAGCUGAUAACAAAUACAUCGAUCCUUCAACCUCCAGUAGCUCUAUGCUCCAACAAGCCAAAGCACUUCUUGAGCAAAAUGGCUCUCUUUCUGAAGCCGCUUUACUAAUUGAAGCCGCCAUCCAAAAAGGCGAUCUCGGAGAGGGUGGUUACGAAGCCUGGAUUCUACUAGGGGAAACGCGCAACAUGGAUGAACGCGAAGAUCUCGGUAUGCGGGCAUUGACUGAAGGAGUCAAGCGUGCGGAAAGCGUCGGCGCUACUGGUGCAGGAAUGAUGUCGUUGGCCAUUUCUUACACCAACGAGUCCUUGGAUAGGUCUUCUCACAUGAUGCUACUGCGCUGGCUUAUGGCCAAGUAUCCUGACCAGAAAGUUCCGGAGGAAACGGUCAAGGCCAUUUCCACAAAUUCCCCAUGGGACACUCAUAAUCGUGUCACAGAAUUAUUCUUGAAUCUUACUCGGAACCAACACAGUCAAGGGAUUGUGGACCCAGAUGUUCAAAUAGCUCUAGGCGUCCUCUUCUAUACCAAUGGAGAGUAUGAUAGGGCGAAGGACUGCUUUGAGACAGCAUUGACCGUACGUCCCAGUGAUUAUCUCCUCUGGAACAGGUUAGGCUCUUCGUUGUCGAAUGGAAAUAAACCAGAAGAGGCGUUGGGUGCAUACAAGGAAGCUCUUCAGCUGCGACCAACGUAUACUCGAGCGAUCUAUAACGUCGGCGUCGCUUGCCUUAACAUUGGUGCCCAUAAGGAAGCAGCCGAGCAUUUCCUGAGUGCUCUCGCACUUCAACAGGCAACGUCAGGCGAUACCAGCGAACAGGUCUGGUUUACGUUACGACGUACACUUCUUGCAAUGGAGCGACCGGAUUUAGCUGAACAAACGAAAGAGAAACGAUCUGAAAAGGCCGUUCUAGAGUUGUUCCGAAAGGAAGGGUUCGAUUUCUAGACUUAUACUGACCAUUAGAACACGAGUGAGCAGGUGUAGAAAUGAAAUCCUUUGUACUCUAUUGGCUGCAGAAAUCAUAUGCAGAGGAUUUACGGCCCGAAUCGUCCGAGC